AUGAGCAAAAGGGUUUGUGUGCAGCUGGUGCUGUCCUCAUGGGUGGGAGGUUUCCUUCUCAUCAUUGUACCUAGUAGCAUCACAUUUCAGCAGCCUUUCUGUGGCCCCAAUACCAUCAAUCACUUUUUCUGUGACAAUUUCCCAUUGCUAGAGCUUAUAUGUGCAGACACAAGCCUGGUGGAACUGAUAGGCUUUGUGGAGGCUAAUGUCACUUUGCUGGGCACCUUAUCUGUCACUGCCUCCUGUUACGGCCACAUCCUCUACACAAUCCUGCGCAUCCCCUCAGCCAAGGAGAGGCAGAAAGCCUUUUCCACUUGUUCCUCCCACAUCAUUGUGGUAUCACUUUUUUAUGGCAGCUGCAUCUUUAUGUAUUCAGGGCAGGUUCUACAACCAAACCCAAGAGCCCUUCUGGGGCCUGCUCUCCACUAUGCCAUCUGGGCAGAUGUGCAUAGGCCCAAGACCUUGAAAACCUUAACAUCAGGGGUCUCAGUACAGCAGGCUUCUGCAGGAGGAAGAGGUCUUGGAAUCCUGAGAUCUCAGAGCUCAAAGAGAGCAACAUUGCCCCUGGCCAGAGGUUCUAUGGGUGAGGGGCUCCUGGACAGUGGCUUAGCCAGACUCAGAAAUGCUUCAGCCCUUCGACAAAAAAGCCCCAAGUGGAGACUCCCUAAAACCAUUUCCAUUGGUUCUACUCAGAUUCAUUGUGGUUUCUCCUCCACAGCCCACGUACCCAUCACCAUGACUUCCCGACAUAACUCUGCAAAACCCAAGAUGACCACACCACAAGUGAAUCAGACCACCACAGUGACUCAGUUCAUUCUGCUUGGUUUUCCCAUCAGCAGAGAGGUGGAGCUGCUGCUCUUUGUGCUCCUUCUGCCCACCUACCUGACUACACUCCUAGGAAACACCCUCAUCAUCUGCAUUGUUGUGUCCUACUCACGCCUCUACACACCCGUGUACUUCUCCCUUUGCAAUCUCUCCAUCUUGGACAUCCUCUUCACUUCUGUCGUUUCCCCAAGAGUUCUGGCCAAUUUGGCCAUUGGGGAUAAGACUAUCACCUUUGCUGGGUGUAUCACCCGGUGCUUUUUCUACUUCUUCCUGGGGACAGUGGAGUUUCUUCUCCUGACAUCCGUGUCCUAUGACUGGUACACUGCCAUCUGUAACCCACUGAGGUAUAGCACGAUUAUGAGUCCUGUGUGCAUUGGACUGGUUCUUUUCUCAUGGGUGGGUGGUUUCUUGUCUGUUCUCUGCCCCAUCACAUUUAUCUCUAGGUUGCCCUUCUGUGGAUCCAAUAUCAUUAACCACUAUUUCUGGGGCAGUGGACCCCUACUGGCCUUUGCCAGUACAGACAGAACAUUUAUAGAGCUGAUGGAUUUCCUGCUAUCUUCCCUAGUCAUCCCCUGCUCCCUAAUCCUCACUGGAUACUCCUAUGUUUAUGUCAUCAUGACCAUCUUGCACAUCCCAUCAGCCAGUGGGAGGAAGAAGGCCUUUAACACCUGUGUUUCUCACUUGACCAUUGUAGUGAUUGCUGGUGGGAUCACAGCCUUUAUCUAUGUGACUCCCUCCCAGAAAGAAACCUUGGAGAUCAACAAAAUACCUUCAGUGUUGAGCAGUGUGGUGGCAUCUUUUCUUAACCCCUUCAUCUACACCCUGCGCAAUGACACUGUGCAGGGGAUCCUCAGGGAGGUGUGGGUGGGAGUCAGAGCAUUCUUAGUGGGAAGGGGGAGGGAACUGCUGAGCAGAGUAUCUAAAAAAGAUCGUUGA
This is a messenger RNA of Phascolarctos cinereus (koala), 1761 nucleotides long. RefSeq names its product olfactory receptor 6J1-like. Gene Ontology annotation, cellular component: membrane. Gene Ontology annotation, molecular function: G protein-coupled receptor activity; olfactory receptor activity. The record is from RefSeq and is a predicted model, not a curated record. Gene Ontology annotation, biological process: G protein-coupled receptor signaling pathway. Lineage: Eukaryota; Metazoa; Chordata; Mammalia; Diprotodontia; Phascolarctidae.